AGCGGACCCAUUGGGAAGCAGAGUGUGUUCUGCGGAAGGUUACUGGCUAAACACAGAAGAUGAGAAGAAAUUCUUGAUAAGUGACCGCAGCGUUACCUGCCUACAAUGGACCAGGACACUCCAGAGGAGGUCCUGGCCGAGUUCAAGGAGAGGCGGCUGGGGGCCUGGGGCCUCUUGCAGGUGACCGCAGGCACUGGACUGGCAGUGUACGCUAUGUGGGCGGGGGUCCUCAUGCCAGGGUUUCGGAGAGUACCUCUGAAGUUACAGGUGCCCUACCUCCCAGCCAGCAGGACCCAAGUUCGGAAUGUCAUGACUCUGCUAAAGGGACGAUCUGGAGGCAUUGCUGACUUGGGCUCAGGGGAUGGCAGAAUAGUGCUGGAGGCAUACAGGAAGGGGUUUAGUCCAGCAGUGGGUUAUGAGCUCAAUCCAUGGCUGGUUCGCUUGGCCCACUUUCAUGCCUGGAGAGCAGGGCAUUAUGGGAAAGUCUCCUAUCUGCAGAAGGACCUCUGGAAGGUCAGUUUAGCAGACUGUAGGAAUGUCACUGUGUUCUUGGCACCUAGCGUGCUGCCUCUCCUCCAGAAGAAGCUACUUGCCGAGCUGCCUGAAGAUGCCAUUGUGGUAGCGGGCCGGUUCCCCUUCCCCAACUGGACCCCUUCUAAAAUUGAGGGUGAAGGGGUAGACCGGGCCUGGGCCUACCACAUACAGGCGCAGAGGCAGCCCGAUGGCCCUUGGGAGCCCACGGAGGCUGGCCAUGCCUCAUGACACACACGACUCUCUCCUCCGAAAGCCCUCUGUGUGUGUGGUGUCCCUGAGCCUGCCGCCCCUCAGAAGAGGUGACGCCUCUGACUGCAGAUGUCUGUUGACUCAAUGCCUCGCACCCAAUACAGGUGUCUUUAAUAUCUGUUCUUACUUUUAUUGUACUGAAGUUUUUACUCCAAAAUGACUUACCAUAACAAAUUAUACCGCAAGAUGUGUGUGGAUUGCCAUCCCAGACAGUGUGAGUCUCUUUAUAGAUUCUUGGCAGACUCCAGUGAUUUGAUUCACAGGAGCUGGAACUGAAUCAGAAUGUGGACAGUAUUGCUAAUCACAAAUUGCUGAACCAGUGGGAAUAAGUUUUAUUUCUUUAUUGCUACCUUUUAUCUGCAAAUAUAGAAAAUAGUUUUAUUAUGUUCAAGAUAAACAAAUAAUUUUAUCUCUGUCUUUUAUCACA
Molecule: messenger RNA, 1210 nt
Organism: Megalops cyprinoides (Indo-Pacific tarpon)
Lineage: Eukaryota; Metazoa; Chordata; Actinopteri; Elopiformes; Megalopidae
Gene: antkmt
Product: adenine nucleotide translocase lysine methyltransferase
Exons: 6
Coding region: 106-762 (218 amino acids)
Biological process (GO): positive regulation of proton-transporting ATP synthase activity, rotational mechanism; regulation of mitochondrial ATP synthesis coupled proton transport; peptidyl-lysine trimethylation
Cellular component (GO): mitochondrion
Molecular function (GO): protein-lysine N-methyltransferase activity
Source: RefSeq, a predicted model, not a curated record